Molecule: messenger RNA, 726 nt
Organism: Clupea harengus (Atlantic herring)
Lineage: Eukaryota; Metazoa; Chordata; Actinopteri; Clupeiformes; Clupeidae
Gene: cbln18
Product: cerebellin 18
Biological process (GO): maintenance of synapse structure
Cellular component (GO): synapse
Molecular function (GO): protein binding
Source: RefSeq, a predicted model, not a curated record
AUGAGGACUGCAGUAGCUGUACUGUGCCUGGUGGGGGUGCUGUUUGUCAGUCAGAAUGCCGAGGCUGGAACCACGUUUGAACUCAUGAGACAGACUGCAGUGACGAUGACGGGGGAGCUGCCGUGCGGCGGCUGGGACUGCGACUGCGCCUUCAAGCGCCAGCGGGGCUGCUGCUGUGUGGCCAACGACGCCUUCCAGCUGGAGGAGAGCGUGUUCAUGCGCUUGGUGGGCCUCUGGCAGGGCGUCUCCGCCCUCAGCAGCCAGAUCGAUGAGCUCACAGGUCCAUCCAACCAGGUUGCAUUCACAGCCGGGAUGUCCCCGAUGUCAACGGGCUCCCAGUGCUUCGGGCCUUUCACUAGCCAUGUCCCCAUCUCCUACACAGACGUCAGGCUGAACCAGGGCUUCGGCUACAACCCAGCUCUCGGCACGUUCACGGCCCCGCGGACGGGGGUCUACUCCUUCUCCUACAGUGUCUACUCCAACGUGGGUUCCGCCGGCCAGCGUCUCUACCACAUGGUGCAGCUGAUGAGGGACGGCGUGCCGCUGGUGUCCACGUGGGAGGACAACCGCGAGGACUCGGAGGACGCCGGCUCGCAGACGGUGGUUCUGCAGCUGCGGCGCGGGUCCCAGGUGUACGUGCAGCUCGUCUUCGGGCGACUGCUGUGCGGGGACACGGCCGGGCACAACUCCUUCAGCGGGUACCUGCUGUACCCACUCAGUGACUAG